UCCCACAUCUCACUCCCUCCAUCGGGCUCCUCCCUCAGUGCAGCCUGUGUGUGUGUGUGUCCACUCUGCCUCUGUCUCACUUCUCGUCAUCACACAAGUGUCUCGUCUCUCGUUAUCACUCGACGGCCACAGAGAGGAACCCGCAGACUUUCGCCUCACUUCAGACAUGCCUUUCGGAGGAGGAAGCAAGUGCGGCUGCUGCCAGAAAACCGUCUACUUCGCUGAGGAAGUGCAGUGCGAGGGCAAGAGCUGGCACAAAUCCUGCUUCCUGUGCAUGGUCUGUAAGAAGAACUUGGACAGCACCACAGUGGCUGUCCAUGUGGACGAGAUCUACUGCAAGUCGUGCUACGGCAAGAAAUAUGGGCCAAAAGGCUACGGCUUCGGAGGUGGAGCCGGCACGCUGAGCAUGGACACGGGAGAGGGACUUGGAAUCAAACCUGAAGUACAAACGGCUUUCCGCCCGACCAACAACCCCAACACCUCCAAGUUCGCCCAGAAAGCAGGCGGCUCAGACGUGUGUCCCCGAUGUGGCAAGACAGUGUACGCAGCGGAGAAGGUUAUCGGAGGAGGCAACUCCUGGCAUAAAGGAUGCUUUCGCUGUGCCAAGUGUGGCAAAGGGCUGGAGUCCACGACCGUGGCUGAUCGGGACGGGGAGGUCUACUGUAAAGGCUGCUACGCGAAGAACUUUGGUCCCAAGGGCUUCGGCUUCGGUCAGGGUGCAGGAGCUCUGGCUCACUCCCAGUGAAGCCUGAAGCCUCGUCUCCCACCACCGACCUGUGGCGUGUUUCCAAACCAUCGCUUCCAGGAUCCUUUCGGUCCUGUCUGUCUUUAUUUCACUCUGCACUUUCACCCCAGCUACAGAAAGAACGACAGAGGCACAAAAGCCAAUACGAAGCUGUUUGUUCACCAGCUCUUUACUGUGUGUUGCUAUAGAGCAGAGUCUAAUUUAGUAGGUUAAAAUAGAAACAAUUCUGAAUUCUAACUCUGUUUGGGUGUGCAUAUUCUGUAUAUUUACACUGAGUCUUUAAUAUGAUAUAACCCUGCUCCAUCUUAGAAUAGAAAAUGGUUGAAAAGA
Pleuronectes platessa (European plaice) is the source of this 1075-nucleotide messenger RNA. RefSeq names its product cysteine and glycine-rich protein 1b (gene csrp1b). Bases 167 to 745 code for a protein of 192 amino acids. Gene Ontology annotation, cellular component: cytoplasm; nucleus; Z disc. The transcript has 6 exons. Gene Ontology annotation, molecular function: actinin binding; structural constituent of muscle. Gene Ontology annotation, biological process: sarcomere organization; muscle tissue development. The record is from RefSeq and is a predicted model, not a curated record. NCBI's taxonomy places the organism in Eukaryota, Metazoa, Chordata, Actinopteri, Pleuronectiformes, Pleuronectidae.